Hyaloscypha bicolor E is the source of this 327-nucleotide messenger RNA. RefSeq lists its product as uncharacterized. Bases 1 to 327 code for a protein of 108 amino acids. Gene Ontology annotation, molecular function: metalloendopeptidase activity. The record is from RefSeq and is a predicted model, not a curated record. Lineage: Eukaryota; Fungi; Ascomycota; Leotiomycetes; Helotiales; Hyaloscyphaceae. The transcript has a single exon. Gene Ontology annotation, biological process: peptide metabolic process; proteolysis.
AUGGCGGAAUCGACAGACUUUGUCAAUGCAUUCCUUAAGGAUAUUAAAGAGAAGCUGAUGCCCAUUGCGAAAGUGGAACUGGAUGCGUUAUUGGAUCUCAAACGAGCGCAUAUUGAGAGCACGAAAAGCAAAGAUGCCAGUGGUGUUGUACCUGAGGAGGCUGGAACAUUUCAUUUCUGGGAUUUCAGCUACUACGGUAACCUCACCAAAGUACGGACGCAUUCUUUUGACGAGGAGAAGUUCUCGGAAUACUUCUCCCUAGAAAGAUUCUUAGAAGGCAUGAUGUCGACUUUCUCGCGGCUUUCGGCCUUCAGUUUUGCAAGAUAA